This is a messenger RNA of Acaulospora colombiana, 432 nucleotides long. Lineage: Eukaryota; Fungi; Glomeromycota; Glomeromycetes; Diversisporales; Acaulosporaceae. The record is from the annotation of a GenBank genome assembly.
AUGACGGGGUCGAAAGAGCGUCUUCCUCGACAUCAAAUAGAUGAGCUUGGCCGAAAAGAGGAAGAAUUUUUAGAAAAAGAUCGAUCUCUAUUAGAAUUUCACUUAUUAUUGAAAAACUACGAACCAUAUAUUUGUGUGUUACAGAUAGGUAUACUGAAUCCAGUGGCGAGGAAGAAAAUGAUAACGAUGAUAACGGGGUCGAAAGAGCGUCUUCCUCGACAUCAAAUAGAUGAGCUUGGCCAAAAAGAGGAAGAAUUUUUAGAAAAGGAUCGAUCUCUAUUGGAAUUUCACUUAUUAUUGGAAAACUACGAACCAUAUAUUUGUGUGUUACAGAUAGGUAUACGAAUACAGGUAGGCAUAGAACGUAGGACAGAGCGAAGAACCAAGCUGAAGAUAGUAACCGAGAGCAACAGUUUACGGAUGCAGAUUAAG